CUCGGACUGCUUGAGAUAUCCGCGAGGAGGAGGAGCUGUCAAAGUUUGAGUUUCCCAGAGAAGUAAAAAAGUCUUUUACUUAACGAGAAAAAAAAAAGAAAAAAGAUUUUGGAGUUUUGAACAAGCGGAAUAUCGCGUGUUGUUGGUAUGGAAUGACACCUUCUCACCGGGAUUCCUGACGAAAAACACGAUGGCAACUGGUUUCGUGAAGUGGUUCAGUCUCACCUCUCUGCUGUGCCUGGGCUGCUGUGUUCUGGCGGAAAGGAAAGAAUGCCAAGGCAUCACCAACCGUUUAAACCUCCUGGGUUCUACAGAUGACCACUACCUGAACAUGGUGAAGACCUACAGCAACUGCACUGUGGUCCUGGAGAACCUGGAGGUCACCCACAUGGAGGAUCACCGUGACCUGUCCUUCCUCUCGUCUAUUGAAGAAGUGGGCGGCUAUGUGCUGAUCGCCCUCAACACAGCAUCCAGGAUUCCUCUGCAGAACCUGCGCAUCAUUCGAGGUCAUUCGCUCUAUGAGGGAAUGUUUGGCCUCGCUGUGCUGACCAAUUAUGAGAAAGCUACAAAUCAGGUCACCAGUGAGCUUCUUCUGACCAGCCUGACAGAAAUUCUUAAAGGAGGUGUUAAGUUUGGGAACGACCAGCCGUGCAAUGUGGAAACGAUACAGUGGUAUGAUAUUGUCAACGCUGACAGCAAACCCACAAUGGUGCUCCCAUUGGCCAUCAGCCAUCCACGUUGUAAAAAAUGCGACCCAAGCUGCUUCAAUGGUUCGUGCUGGGCACCUGGUCCUCAAAACUGUCAGAACUUAACAAAGCUGAACUGUGCACAGCAGUGCUCGAAGAGAUGCAAAGGGCCUUCACCCAGCGACUGCUGUAAUGAGCAUUGUGCUGCAGGCUGCACAGGACCGCGGCCCACCGACUGUCUGGCCUGUCGGGACUUCCAGGACGAAGGGGUGUGUAAGGCCUCCUGCCCGGGCCUCAUGCGCUACGACCCCAACCUGCACCAGUUGGUACCCAACCCACUUGGAAAGUACAACUACGGGGCCACCUGUGUCAAGAUCUGCCCACAUAACUAUGUUGUAACUGAUCAUGGAGCGUGUGUGCGGACGUGCAGUGUUAACACAUUCGAGGUGGACGAGGGAGGAAUCAGGAAGUGCGCCAAGUGUGACGGACUGUGCCCAAAAGUGUGUAAUGGACUUGGGGCCGGAAACCUGACUAACAUCUUGUCUAUCAAUGCCACCAACAUUGACUCAUUUAGAAACUGCACGAAAAUCAAUGGUAACAUUGCUAUCAUCCACCCAUCGAUUUAUGGAGAUGCGUAUACCAAUACACCAAAGAUGGACCCUUCCCAGCUUGAUGUGUUUAAGACAGUGAAGGAAAUUACUGGAUACUUGUUGAUUCAAACGUGGCCAGAGAACAUGAACUCACUCAGUCCUUUUGAGAAUCUGGCGAUCGUUCGAGGACGAACAAAACGGGGUAGCCGCAGUGUUAUUAUGGCUCAGCUCAAUAUCAACUACCUGGGCCUUCGCUCCCUGAAAGAAAUCAGCGAUGGAGACGUUGUCAUCCUUAAGAACCGAAACCUCUGCUACACAGACAAAAGCCACUGGAAGGGGCUUUUCAAAUCAGAAAGCCAAACUGCUACCAUAGAGGAAAAUGCUGACGCUGCCACAUGUGCCCUGAGGAACAACACUUGUGACAGGAAGUGUUCCACAGACAGCUGCUGGGGCCCCGGCCCGGACAUGUGUUUCGCCUGCCGUGACCAUAGCCGUGAUGGGAGCUGUGUUGACUCCUGCAACAUCCUGGAGGGAGAGCCUCGGGAGGUUGUCGUGAAUAAAACCUGCAUGGAGUGUCACCCCGAGUGUCAACGCAUGAAUGGGACCACAACCUGCAAUGAACCUGGUUCUGGAAACUGUACCAAGUGUGCCAACCUCCAAGACGGCCUGUUCUGUGUGCCUCGAUGUCCCCAAGGCGUGCCAGGGGAGGACGACAUGCUGGUGUGGAAAUACGCAGAUGAGAUGAAAGUUUGCAAGCUGUGCCACAAAAACUGCACUCGAGGGUGCAGGGGACCUGGUCUCAAAGGCUGCCAGAGAGGUGAAGGCCGCUCUGGCCUUUCCAUGAUUUCGGCCGGUGUAGUUGGUGGGCUGCUGGCCGUUCUUAUUGCAGGCCUGUCUGUGUUUGUGUUGCUCCGCCGACGCCACAUCAAGAGGAAGAGAACCAUGCGCAGACUUCUCCAAGAGAAAGAGUUGGUUGAACCUCUGACUCCAAGUGGAGAGGCACCAAACCAGGCUCUGCUGCGGAUUCUGAAGGAACCCGAAUUUAAGAAAAUCAAAGUGCUGGGAUCAGGAGCUUUUGGGACAGUUUACAAGGGCCUGUGGGUUCCAGAGGGAGAGGAUGUGAAGAUCCCGGUGGCCAUCAAGGUUUUGAGAGAGGCCACAUCACCGAAAGCAAACAAAGACAUCUUGGACGAGGCCUAUGUGAUGGCCAGCGUUGAACACCCCCACGUGUGUCGUCUGCUUGGCAUCUGCCUGACGUCCACUGUGCAGCUCGUCACCCAGCUCAUGCCCUACGGCUGCCUGCUGGACUAUGUCAAAGAGAACAAGGACAACAUCGGCUCCCAGUACCUGCUCAACUGGUGUGUGCAGAUAGCCAAGGGUAUGAACUACCUGGAGGAGCGCCACUUGGUGCACCGUGACUUGGCAGCGAGAAACAUCCUGGUGAAGACUCCUCAACAUGUCAAGAUCACCGACUUCGGUCUGGCCAAACUCCUCAACGCGGAUGAGAAAGAGUACCAUGCAGAUGGCGGAAAGGUACCAAUUAAAUGGAUGGCUCUUGAAUCAAUCCUGAACAGAACAUACACACACCAGAGUGACGUAUGGAGCUAUGGCGUAACCGUUUGGGAGCUGAUGACAUUUGGGACCAAACCGUAUGACGGGAUUCCAGCCAGUGAAAUAGCCGGGGUCCUGGAGAAAGGGGAGAGACUGCCUCAACCGCCAAUCUGUACCAUAGAUGUCUACAUGAUCAUGGUGAAAUGUUGGAUGAUUGACGCAGAUAGCCGACCGCGUUUUCGGGAACUAAUAGCCGAGUUCUCAAAAAUGGCUCGGGAUCCUCCUCGAUAUCUGGUCAUCCAGGGCGAUGAUCGCAUGCACCUGCCGAGUCCCACAGACACUAGAAUGUACCGCAGCCUGAUCAGUGGGGAGGGCAUGGAGGACCCUGUGGAUGCGGACGAGUACCUGGUGCCACAACAUGGCUUCUUCAACAGCCGGAGCAAGUCCACUACCCCGCUGCUUCACUCCACAAGUCUGAACAGCAGCAUUGGAACGUGCCACAGCAGAAAUGGAUUAUUCAAUGCAUUCCCGAGCAGAGAUGGAAGCGUGGUGCUCCGAUACAUUCCUGACCCCACAGACAAACUUUUAGACGAGGCCUUCCUGCCAUCUCCAGACUACAUGAACCAGAACGGAGUUUCAGACGUGAUGAAUCCCAUCUACCAGCACCCGGGUCCACUUCGCACCGUCCUUCCCACCAUCUCUUCAGACGACACGGAGACCGAGUACCUGAACUGCUUUAAAAACGAGGGCAUCGAACCCGAGUACCUCAACGAGAUCACGUCCCCCGCCGUCCUCCCGCUCACCUCCAACGGCACGGUCCACAGCGUUCAGAAAUACCAUCCCCAGAAUAGCAUAGACAACCCUGAUUACCAACAGGAUUUCACUCCCACCUUCAAGACCCACGCCAACGGACACAUCCCAGCGGCUGAAAACGCAGAGUACCUGGGCCCAGACUGAGGACUUAGUGGAUACAGACAAUACAGAGGAGACUGUUUCCUGUUCCAUUAAUAAGGAGCAUUGAUGCUGAGGCUGAGAAGGCAUAGCGAAGUGGUACCAUCAAUUAUUAUACGCGUCUUACGGAGUCAAGUGACACUUUGUACGAGCUUUCCGUGUUGUUUGCAUGCAGGCAGAACUGUCAGGCAGAACCCCUCUCAUUCCAAAGACUUUUUUUUUUCUCACCACCAAACUACAAAAUGACUUUUUCUUGAUUAAAGCUGGACGGAAGAUGACUCGGUUGACCUGAGAGUUGCUGGAUCAGAUGUGCUCUGUGUCCGUAUGUCG
Messenger RNA from Anarrhichthys ocellatus (wolf-eel), 4108 nucleotides. RefSeq names its product epidermal growth factor receptor a (erythroblastic leukemia viral (v-erb-b) oncogene homolog, avian) (gene egfra). Gene Ontology annotation, cellular component: signaling receptor complex; plasma membrane; basal plasma membrane. Bases 191 to 3784 code for a protein of 1197 amino acids. Gene Ontology annotation, biological process: protein phosphorylation; positive regulation of kinase activity; neurogenesis. The transcript is spliced from 28 exons. Lineage: Eukaryota; Metazoa; Chordata; Actinopteri; Perciformes; Anarhichadidae. Gene Ontology annotation, molecular function: epidermal growth factor binding; epidermal growth factor receptor activity; ATP binding. The record is from RefSeq and is a predicted model, not a curated record.